Paramecium octaurelia is the source of this 744-nucleotide messenger RNA. Lineage: Eukaryota; Ciliophora; Oligohymenophorea; Peniculida; Parameciidae. The record is from the annotation of a GenBank genome assembly.
AUGCUGAAAAACCCAAAAGUUAAAGAAUCACUGACUUCUCGAUUAUAACAAUAGGAAUGUUGCAAAUUAUAAGGACAUGAGAAUAAUUUGAUCCAAUUUGUUUGUGCUUGCCAUGAAUGUCCUUAUCGGUAUCAGAAGGCAUGUGCUCAUUGUGUGAUUAAGUUGCAUGGGAAACACGUUGAGGACAUGAAAGAGAUUGAAGAAUUUGAUAUCAUCAUGAAUGAAAACAGCAAGAAAGCCAAGAGUUUGAUGAAGGAGAGCGAGGAACUCUUUUUGCAAUUGAAAAAUCCAUUUGGGAAUUUCUUUGAAUAAUUGAAGCAGCAAUUGAUCGAGAUGAUCGACAGUGUUCAGAAACGAUAUUUGGUAUAAAAUCAAGAGAGAGCAUAAUAACUAAUACGGAAUGAAUUGGAUUUCAUCAAUUAAUUCAAUUAGAAUGUGAAUUCUAAACAGAACCGCUAUUUGAAUGAUCAUUCUCUAAAAUAGUACAGCAAUUCGUUAAGAACAGCUUAAGAGAAAUUGAGUAAUGCACUUUCUCUAUUUGAAUUGAAAUAGUUAUUGGAAUCUAAUUUGAUAUUGUUGCUAGAGGAUUUUGGCAAGAAUACAGGAGUCAGUUAUAUAAGCAACACUAGUCGAAAUACGAGUUAGAGACAUAGUAGUUGCCACAAUAUAAUGACUCCCAGAUCUGCCUUGAAUGUGUUUAAUCACAAUAUUAGUGCAGUCAGAUCUAAAAAAAUUAGAAAUUGA